UCAAAGCAAAUUUAAAAAAAAUUGAUUUUUUUUCAGAAAAAAAUUUUUUUAAUGUUGCCCUGGUGGCUACCUCUUUUAAUUUGUGUCCCCCUCUUUUCUGUAUUAAUUUCUCUUGCCUUUUCUGGCAACCUUCUAGUAAUCGCAGCAAUAUUCUACGACAGAAAAUUGCGUAGACAACCAGAAAAUUUAUUUUUAGUUUCUUUAGCUUUGUCAGAUUUGUUUGUUGCUGGAAUGGUAAUGGUUUUAGCGGCAGCAAACGAUUUAAUUGGUUUUUGGCCUUUUGGGGCUGCUUUUUGUCAGUUUUGGAUUUGUUUGGAUAUUGCUUGUAGUACUGCUUCUAUUUUAAAUUUAUGUGCUAUAGCUCUCGAUCGUUUUAUUCACAUUAGCAGACCGAUGCGUUAUGUUAGAUUUGUUGGAAGAAGGGUUAUUUGUUGUUCUGUUUGUGCUAUUUGGAUAAUUUCUACAGCGGUCGGAACGGCUCAAAUAGCUUUUGGGGCUACUAAUGGAUUGGAGAUAUAUUCUGUUAUAUUUAAUGGAGACUAUUUUGGAGAGAUUAAUGAGACUGAUAAAUUUAGGUAA
Messenger RNA from Meloidogyne enterolobii, 579 nucleotides. The record is from the annotation of a GenBank genome assembly. Lineage: Eukaryota; Metazoa; Nematoda; Chromadorea; Rhabditida; Meloidogynidae.